This is a messenger RNA of Portunus trituberculatus (swimming crab), 3704 nucleotides long. RefSeq names its product transforming growth factor-beta-induced protein ig-h3-like. Gene Ontology annotation, molecular function: cell adhesion molecule binding. NCBI's taxonomy places the organism in Eukaryota, Metazoa, Arthropoda, Malacostraca, Decapoda, Portunidae. The record is from RefSeq and is a predicted model, not a curated record. Gene Ontology annotation, cellular component: extracellular matrix. Gene Ontology annotation, biological process: extracellular matrix organization; cell adhesion.
CCUUACAUCCCCAUCCUCCCAUCCAAUCACCUCCCCCCCUAACCUCCUCCUUCCCUCCGCCAGAUCCCACCAGACACCCCCCCAGCCACCACCCUCAUUAUAUACCGGUGGAGAGGGAAGCCCCGAGUCCAGUGCAGAAUCAGACAGCAACGAGACGACAUGAGGAGACUGACGCUUCUGACAGUGGCCGCCCUAGUGUGUGCCGCCCUAGGGGAGGAGCGGGACCCUAGACUGUUCGAUGGAGGGUUCUUCCGUGACCUUGACAAUAUGCACGCGCAUGGGGUGCGGAGGAGGGACAGCCUGCAGGACACCAUGGACCAGAUCAGCUCCUCCCUCAACACGGCCAUUGACAGACUCUCAGACGCCAUCGAGGAGCAGGUGGAGGCGUCGCUACCUGUACGGCUGAGAAAUGCUGAGAGGGAAGCUCCUGAUGAUUUCGAAGGACUGGAAGCCAUCUCGAGUUCCUUUGGCGAGGGCAUUGAUGAUGGACUGAGGGUGCACUUCAACGGAGACGUGGAGGGGGAGAAACUCGACGGGCACCGCUUCGAAGAGCCCACGCAGACCCCUGAGGAAGUUGAGGAGGAGGAAGAAGAGGAGGAGGAGGAAGAGGUUGAGUUUACCGAGGAUGUUGACAACACGCCUUCCUUCUCCUACCGUCCCUUCUUCCCCUUCGACACCUUUAAUCCGUUCAGACACCCCUGGAGGCGCCCCGGAACUGGUCUCUUCGACUUCAUGAACCGACGACCUGCAUGGUGGAAGGGACCCAACGUGUGUGUAGACCGCGAGGAGAUCGAUGAAGGGAAGGAUUUGGACUCCAGCAUCAAGGAAGGCGAAGAGACCACCUCCUCAGGAUCCACCCUUGUCUUCACCGUGGGCAACAUGCAGGUCACCUCUUGCGCUGAGACCCGCGACAGAUACACAUGUACCAGCAGGAUCUCCCGCCGCGGCAUCCACAAGACGGUGGUGGUGACUCACAAGUGCUGCCACGGCUACAUCAGGGAGGGCGCAGGCUGCUCCAAGAUUGAGCUACGAUCGAUGCCAGAGACCCUAGAGGACAUCGGCUCCAAUGACUUCCUGACGCUGGUGAAGAGGGCAGGUAUGGUGGAGAUGCUCGACCAGAACAUCACUCUCUUUGCACCCACUGAUGAGGCCAUGCAGGAGUUUAUGGCUGACCUAGAAGCUGAGAAUGAGCUGGAGAAUGAACUGGAGGAAAGCCGAACCAGCAAUGAGGUUUACCCAGUCCUGCGAGCUCCCAUUGAGGAGAGGUCUAUGGUGAUGGCGCACGGCUCAGAGGGUGUCAUGUAUGCCAGCGAUCUGCGUGAUGAACAGGUGUUGCCCAGUCUGAUGGAAGGCUCCACACUGAGGAUCAACACAUACAACAGUGCCCCUGCUGCCACUGUCAACUGUGCCAGGAUGGUCUCUGUCAACCAGCACUCAAUGUUUGGUGUGGUGCAUUCCAUUGACAAGGUGCUGCAGCCCGUCACCAAGAGUCUGGCUGAGCUCCUCAUCUCCGACCCACGCUUCUCUAUCCUCUACCAGUUGGUUGAGAAUGCAGGUCUGCUUGACAAGCUGCGAGAACCUGGCCAGCUGACACUCUGCCCAACCAACGCUGCCUUCCAAACCCUGUCUGCUCCCGUGGUGGACGCCCUGCUGCACAACAAUGCCUGCGUGGACGCAAUUGUCAAGAACCACAUCCUCCCUAACGUCAUCUGCACGGCCGCCAUUCAGGGCAAGGCACGCACCAUUAACCUGCUGAAGGAGUUUCUGAUGCUGGAGAGAACUGAGGAAGACGCUCUCUUUGUGGAGGACGAUGUGGAAGUACUGAUGAGGGACGUCAUGGGCACCAAUGGAGUUCUGCAUGUUGUGGAUAAGCCACUCAUGCCCAGCGCUGCCAAGAAUCUGGUGGAUGUCCUCAAGAGCCACAACCUGACACGCUUCCUGGAAAUGCUGGAGACUGCUGAGAUGCUGAGUGAGAUGACGGGACUAAAGGAUGUGACUGUCUUCGCCCCGAGCAACAAAGCCAUCGAGACACUUCCUGAGGAUGUGCUGGAAGACCUCAUGAACAACAAGGAGAAGCUGAGGGAUCUCCUUAACUACCACAUCACUACCUCCUCUCUCCAAGCCUCAGACAUCACCAACAACCACAUCGCUGACACAAGGGCAGAGCUUCCCCUCAGGGUCAACCUUUACUCCAGGUCACCGCUGCUCGCUGGACUUAUGCGUGAGUCUAACAACCGCCACGUCCGCCUCACUGCCGCUUGCAGUCGCAUCUCCAUUCUGGACUCCAGGGCAUGUGGUGCUGUGGUGCAUGUGGUGGAGAGAGUCUUGGCACCACCCAAGGCCUCUGUCAUGGAGCAUCUUGAGAGUGAUGAGGACUUCUCCAUCUUCACCAAAAUGCUGCAUGACACAGGACUGAAUGAGACACUUGUGGAGGAAGGGCCCUUCACCGUGCUGGCGCCCUCUGACCACAUCUUCCAUGCCCUGCCUGAGGUUGAGCUGCAGGAAGUGCGGAACAAUGUAGAACUGCAGGACCGGCUGGUCAAGCAACACAUCAUCAAAGAACACGUGUGCUGUGCCGGCAUCAACCCCAACACAUGGCUCUUCAUGGACCACAAGAGGCCGCUGGAUGGUUCCCCGGUGCACCUCCGCCGCACCACCUCUGGCAGAAUCAUGGCCGGUCCUGCUCGCAUCACCCACUGCUCUCCACCCUCUAGGAAUGGUCUUGUCCACACUGUCAACCACCUGAUGCUCGAUGUGAACCCUAACAGGCGUGUAGACAGGAACCGCACUCCUAUCUUCUCUGCUCCAGGCCUUGAGAUUAUCUUUGGCUAGUAGAGAGGAGAGGAGAGGAGAGGAUGAGUGUUUUCCUCUCAAGCCGUAUCUGUUUUCAUUAUAUUACUACUGUUUUUUUUAAUAGUUAUAUUUAUGAUGUUUUGUGAAGUUAGAGAAGAAAUAUUGUGUGCUAUUUUUUUUGUUGCCCAUAUAUGUAGUACAAUAUGCAUUCAGAUUAUAUUGAUGUCAUGUUCUGUUGUACACUUUUAAUGUUUUUUGUUUGGCCCAUGACACUUGCUUGUGGUGACAUCAGGAAUUUAGUUCAGGCGACAACAGGAAUAACAGGAACUUGUGAGCAUCUACAGUUCCAGAAGUAAGUUUUUUUUUGCUGGAUAUUCAUGUAAGUAGCUACAUAACAGCAGUGCAUGUUUUCAAAUAUACUACAAACCUCACAAUAAAAGAAGACACACAAUGUAACACACUUCCAUCCAGAGAUUCCAAAUAAGCAUACAUAUACGUAUUUACAUUUUUACUAUUUUAAUACACAGACGAGGCAUUUUGGCUGAAAAUAAAUACAAACAGCUUGUCAUUAACCACUGUACUGCUGGUGAUAGUGUUAGCAGUGUGCACUUGCCAUGUACCACUAAACACACACACACAUGUAGGUGAAUUUAGAGCAUGAGUCUGCAUUGUCCUGAUGUGGAGUAGUAUUUAUUGGAGUGUGUAGUGUUCUGCAGCAUUGAGAGUGCAAUGGCUACAACACUGCACACAGGUCAGCAAUGCAGGCAGACAGGUUAUCACUUUUGUAGCUUGUGUUUGUUAUCGUUUUAUCGUGAGUGUUGCUAUCUUUGUGUUACUAAUGUCGUAGCAGACCUGUGAUGUGUAGAAUGUGGGCCUUGUGAAUUAUACAGUAAUAAAUGCCACAAAAAUCA